Penicillium taxi is the source of this 357-nucleotide messenger RNA. RefSeq lists its product as uncharacterized. The transcript has 2 exons. Lineage: Eukaryota; Fungi; Ascomycota; Eurotiomycetes; Eurotiales; Aspergillaceae. The coding region runs from base 1 to 357 and encodes 118 amino acids. The record is from RefSeq and is a predicted model, not a curated record.
AUGGAUCCUGAUUUGAUCUUAUCGUUGAUCGCACCCAACUCUGGGCGUCGAACCCCUCGCGAACUGGCCAUGCACCGGGCAAUCGCCGCUAACAUCGUCGACUGGACUCGCAGAUACCAUGAAAGUCACCAGUUUCCUGUAGCUGAUUCCUCUACGGAUGAGAAAGACCAGAUCGGCAUCGAAGGUGCCGUCAAGUACUACAACGACCUCGGUGUGAAACUUGAUGAAAUCGUCUGCGUUGCUGUUGCCGAGAUCUGCAAAUGCCCUGCCAUGGGAGAAUUUACUCGGAAUGAAUUCAUUGCUGGUUGGAAAACUGCAAAGUAUAUCACCACCCCACCUUGUUUAAAAUUCACCUAA